This is a messenger RNA of Aspergillus steynii IBT 23096, 1731 nucleotides long. RefSeq lists its product as uncharacterized. The record is from RefSeq and is a predicted model, not a curated record. Bases 1 to 1731 code for a protein of 576 amino acids. Lineage: Eukaryota; Fungi; Ascomycota; Eurotiomycetes; Eurotiales; Aspergillaceae. The transcript is spliced from 4 exons.
AUGCCGUCCAAGACUGCAGCUGAUAAAUACGCCGAACUUUUUGAAAACAAGGGUGAAGGCAGAUAUCUCCUGAAUCCGAUUGUUUUCGAAAAUCUUCAUCCUGGAGUUGUUGGCUAUUUCGAUCCUCAGUCGGGUGACUGGUCGCCGGUUGCAGACUUAUCGAACCCUGAGGCUUUCAUAUCCGAGGGAUACGUCAAAGCAUUCAAACAGCUGGGCUCGGAGAGGUACAAGAAGGCAACCCGUGAAUGGAGCAUUCGGACUUCUGAGAACGAAUCGGCACGUAGCUACCGCGGCAAUGCGGGAGCCUCAGGUGCUGCUGGAGGGGUUCCAAUCGAGGGAUCUGUUGAUGUGAAAUACAAGAAAGCCACCACCGGGUCGGCAGCCCUCAUUACCAGUGGCUUGGUCAAGUACGAAUCAUUUACCGGUCCUUUCAAUGGUAGUGCCGAAGACUGGCUCAAGUGCAAUGGACAGAAAAUUGUGGAAGUACAUGGAUCAUGUGCCAAAGACAAUGGACUUUGGGUUAUCAAGGGCGUUUACUUCACUGACGAAUGCGCCAUCAAAAUGAAUACCGGCAGCAACCAAGACAUUGACGUGGGGGCUGAUAUUGGAGCGACUGGCUUUGGCAAGCUCGGCGGCGGAACUGGAUCUCUUAAAAAGCUCGAAAGCCGAAGCUAUACAACAUUCCCUGCUGUCCCGGGCUCGAAGGGGCAGGUUAUUUCGUUUCAUGGACUGAAGUUCAAGCCGCGGAAACUGUCGAAACUAUGGAGCUCUGAGGCCUACUCCUUUGAUGUUGCAUGCUCCCUUGGACCCGUCCAAACAUCCCAGCGCCCGAUUUUUGAUGAGGAUGGAAGCUUGAAGGGCUUUGAGGCAGUCAGAAGGGUCUUAAAGACGCCUCCAGGUAGCACCGAUUAUUUUGACUCACGGUUUGAAAUUGAAAAGACCGACCAGCAACAGACAUCAAACGAUGCUGUGGAUCAGGAUGAUGAAGAGGAAGAUUACGAAGGCAUGACCGAAGAGGAUAUUCAAGACGAAAGAGAAGAGAGAGAGAGAGAGAAACAGGAGCGUGGUCAGCUAUUACUGGAGAGCUGGGAAGAAUUUGUCAAGGAGACAGAAUCUCAGAACCAAAAAAUGGCCGCAGAGAAAGCCAAGGUCAUCAUAACCCUCUUCUCCGGUAUUUCGACGUUAUCUCAUCGCAGUGCAGAGGAGCAAUGUGUGAUCGAGUUCUUUGGUGGGCAUGGCGUACGUCCGCGAUAUCUGUUGCCCACGGAGCGACACCGUUUUACACGGUGCUAUUAUCAAUUGUGGGGGCUGCUUAUUCAAGAGCCCGAGGAUCUGGAGCAUCGACUACAGUCAAUCGCACGAAGACGUCUGAAGGAUUUGAUAAUCAUGCGUGAUCUCUUGAAUAUUGAUGUUUACGUGACCCGCUAUGCUAGGCAGAAGUACAAGUUCGGGGAUGAGCCAGAAGGCAACCACCCUCGCCAGGGGGACGUAGAGUCUGAGAUUACUGCAGUAUUUGGCGAGACGUACGAGCGUCAAUAUGGACGUGCUUGUCAUUUCUGUUUUCAAGAGAUGUGGCGUAUGGACGGAGCCGGAGGGCAAUUCUAUGUGUUUGACCAUGCACAAGAAGUUUUGUUGAAAGUCAUUCGCGGAUAUUAUGUGCGUGCCCCAACAAGCCAGAUCGAUCCUCGGUGCCCACCGGAAUGGAAGAUUGAUACUGAUGAGGACGACUGA